Molecule: messenger RNA, 1042 nt
Organism: Leptosomus discolor (cuckoo roller)
Lineage: Eukaryota; Metazoa; Chordata; Aves; Leptosomiformes; Leptosomidae
Source: RefSeq, a predicted model, not a curated record
GGAAGUUUUCAAAGCCAAACAUCGUCAGACAGGCAAGAAAGUAGCACUUAAGAAAGUGUUGAUGGAAAACGAGAAGGAGGGGUUCCCCAUCACAGCCUUGCGAGAGAUUAAAAUCCUCCAGCUGCUCAAACAUGAAAAUGUGGUGAACCUCAUAGAAAUCUGCAGGACCAAAGCCUCUCCUUACAACCGCUGCAAGGGCAGUAUCUACCUUGUGUUUGACUUCUGCGAGCACGACCUGGCUGGCCUCCUCAGCAAUGCUCACGUCAAGUUCACCCUCUCGGAGAUCAAGAAAGUUAUGCAGAUGCUGUUGAAUGGACUUUACUACAUCCACAGGAACAAGAUCCUGCAUCGAGACAUGAAAGCUGCGAACGUCCUGAUCACGCGAGACGGGGUCCUGAAGCUUGCAGACUUUGGGCUGGCUCGAGCUUUCAGCCUGGCUAAGAACAGCCAGCCGAACCGCUACACCAACCGGGUGGUGACCCUGUGGUNCGCCCCCCCCGGGUGACUAACACGGCGUCUCCGUUUAGGGGAGCGGGACUACGGUCCCCCCAUUGACCUCUGGGGCGGAGGCUGCAUCAUGGCAGAGAUGUGGACCCGCAGCCCCAUCAUGCAGGGGAACACAGAGCAGCACCAGCUCACCCUCAUCAGCCAGCUCUGUGGAUCCAUCACGCCGGAGGUUUGGCCAAACGUGGACAAAUACGAGCUGUACCAGAAGCUGGAUCUCCCCAAGGGCCAGAAGCGCAAGGUGAAGGAUCGCCUGAAGGCCUACGUCAAAGACCCCUACGCCCUCGACCUCAUCGACAAGCUGCUGGUGCUGGAUCCGGCCCAGCGGAUCGACAGCGACGACGCGCUGAACCACGACUUCUUCUGGUCGGAUCCCAUGCCCUCAGACCUCAAAAACAUGCUGUCCACCCACAACCAGUCCAUGUUCGAGUACCUGGCCCCACCGCGCCGGAGGGGUGGGCACAUGCCCCAGCAGCCGGCUAACCAAGGCAGGAACCCGGCGGCCACCAACCAGACUGAAUUCGACAGGGUGUUUUGA